CGGUCCCGCCUCCUUCCCCCCGCCAGCAGGAGGCCAUGGGGCCGGUGGGCACGGCGGCGGUGCGAGAUGGCGGCGCCGCGCUGCCCGGCGGCUUCUGGGCGGCGGUGCGCGUCUGGCUGGAGAAGCCGCAGGUGGCCAACAGGCGGCUGUGCGGCGCCGCCAUCGAGGCGGAGGGGACGGUGCUGCUCGGGGAAAGCGAGGGAGGGUCUCCCCGUCUCACCGCUGUGCCAGGAGGAGGGACAGAUGAGGGACCGCAGGGGGCUGCGGAGCUGAGCCGGCUGUGGAGGGAGGUGAGCGGGCACCUGCCGCCCUCCCUCACGGCCCGGGGCCGGCCGGGCUCCGAGCUCCGCGCCGUGCUGAGGACGCUGCUGCCCCGGGCACGGCCCGCCGGGCCCCCUGCCCCUCCGACAAAGGAGCUGGUGGUACAAGAUGUUUACAGUGGAAUUGUGACCUUUCUGCCUUUGGAGGAAAACAAGGAAGGAAAAUACCAGAUUAAAAAGUGCAAUACUUAUGAAAUUCAGCUUACGCACAUAAAAGAUGAAGAAUGGUCUGUGUCUAUUGUUGCUCUGUCUUCAGAAGAUUGGUUUUCAGAUGGAAUUACAUACCCCAAACUAGCAUGGCUUGGAAAUGAACUUUUGCCCAAACUGGCUAAGUGGUCUGUGGAGCAAAAGCACAGUGAGUUUAGAAGUACACUCUCACUCAUUUCUGUAGCAAAAUACUGCAAGGUUUAUCAAGACCUUAAAGAAAAAUACAAGGAGAUGGUAAAGGUAUGGCCUGAAGUAACAGAUCCUGAGAAGUUUGUAUAUGAGGAUGUUGCCAUUGCUACUUACUUGCUGAUUCUCUGGGAAGAAGAGAGAAAAGAAAAAGGAUUGGCCAAGAAACAGUCAUUUGUAGAUCUUGGAUGUGGAAAUGGUCUACUGGUUCAUAUUCUAAGCAGUGAAGGGCACUCUGGUAGAGGAAUUGAUGUGAGGAGAAGAAAAAUAUGGGACAUGUAUGGACCAGAAACUCAUUUAGAGGAAUUAUCUAUCAUGCCAGGUGAUAGUCAUCUCUUUCCAGAUACUGAUUGGCUGAUAGGAAACCAUUCAGAUGAAUUAACGCCAUGGAUACCUGUAAUUGCAGCCAGGUCUUCCUAUUCAUGUAGCUACUUUGUGCUGCCAUGUUGCUUCUUCGAUUUUCAUGGAAAAUACAGUCGAAAACAAAGCAAGAAGACUCAGUACAGAGAAUAUCUUGAUUUUGUUGCCGAAGUGGGAUCUGUAUGUGGUUUUCAUGUGGAAGAAGACUGCCUUAGAAUUCCAUCAACAAAAAGGGUGUGCCUUAUUGGAAAAAACAGGACCUAUCCAUCUACAGAAUGUGCUUUGAUUGACAAUCAGAUAACACGGUAUAUUCAUAAUCGUCAGACUUGUCCUGUGGUUGCAUGUGACAGAGGAGUUGGAUUUAAUCAUAAAGAUUGCUCUGAUGUAUGCAAAGAAGCAGGCUCAGGACUUCCUGAAAAUGAAAUGGAAACUUCUGGUAGAAUUUGGAUGCCUGGAUUUCAACCCAGAGAAAAAGUAGAGCAAAUCAGAAAUUGCGCUGCCCUCCCUCGAGAUUUUGUAGAUGAUGUGGUUCUGAAUGUGGCAAAUUUGCUAUUAAAUACAGUCCCCCAAAAAUCAUGUUCUAAUACUCACGGUGGAAAUAUGAAUACCUGGAAUCAAGGAGAAAGCCUUUCCUUGAGAGAAGUAGCAGAACAUUUAAAUAAAGAGACUUUAAGGAGGCUGAAGAGUGAAUAUGGAGGCUUACAGACACUGCUCAAGAACAAUCAUCAAGUAUUCGAAGUUCUAAAUGGGAGAGUUCAUAUUCGUGACUGGAGAAAAGAGAAGCCAUCAAGGAAAACUAAGCCUGAAGUAAAACGAUGCCUUUCAGCUGAAGCAUAUAAAACACGUCUCUGUUGGUUUUUCAUUCAUCAUCCUAAUGGUUGUGCUUUGCCUUCUGAAUCUUGCCCAUAUGCGCAUGGGACUGAGGAGCUAAGACAGUCUAAGACUAUUAAAAAGAAAAAACAUACACAGUGUUAAAAAUCUGCCACUUAUUUUGAAGUUCGUGUGUAUAACUGAAUUUGACUGACUUUGGGGGACCACUUAGUGCAUGAAGACCUGUAAAGUUUUUUUUGUUUUCUCAUUCCUAUGUAUCUUGUUUUCUAGUUGGUUUACAAGUUCUCCUGUAUUUUAAUUAUUUUAUUAUUGACAUGGAAAGGUUGUAGUAAAAUAUAUACAUACUUC
This is a messenger RNA of Anas platyrhynchos (mallard), 2252 nucleotides long. It is a transcript of the gene TRMT44, whose product is annotated as tRNA methyltransferase 44 homolog. Gene Ontology annotation, molecular function: metal ion binding; tRNA (uridine) methyltransferase activity. Gene Ontology annotation, biological process: tRNA methylation. The record is from RefSeq and is a predicted model, not a curated record. NCBI's taxonomy places the organism in Eukaryota, Metazoa, Chordata, Aves, Anseriformes, Anatidae.